Molecule: messenger RNA, 849 nt
Organism: Nannospalax galili (Upper Galilee mountains blind mole rat)
Lineage: Eukaryota; Metazoa; Chordata; Mammalia; Rodentia; Spalacidae
Product: small integral membrane protein 15-like
Exons: 2
Coding region: 1-252 (83 amino acids)
Source: RefSeq, a predicted model, not a curated record
AUGCAAAGAUUACUACUUGAGCAUAAGAGAUACUUGACAAAGGCUUGGGCUGAGUAUGCUGUGGAAUGGGCUUCCAAGGACCCAUGUGGCUUCCUUACCACAGUUAUUUUGGCCCUCUCUCCUCUGUUCAUAGCUAGAGCAGUGUUGACCUGGAAGUUGGCCAAGAUGAUUGAAGCCAGGAAGAAAGAGCAAAAGAAGAAACAAAAAGAUCAAGAAAAUUUUGCAAAAGCUAAACAACUAAAAAAGGACUGAAGGAAUGAACAGGCUCUGCAAAUAGAGAAAAAUCUUGGCGAAUUAAUCAGCUUUUGAACGACUUAACUAAGGUUUCAUGAUAGUAAUAUUUAGUAAAUUAAAUAUGACCAUAUAGAAGAAUCAUGUUCUGAUCUCAGUACUAUAGUAAUUUUAAGCUUGGAAAUUGAAGGGUUUGGGUAUCUACUGUCAGGAAUUAUAAUUAGAAUUUAUUAUACAGGUGGAGCAUUCCCAAUUUGAACAUCUAAAACCCAUAGUGCUGUAAAAUCUGACACCUGUGUGCAGACAUGAUGCCAGGAGUAGAAAAUCCCACACUGAGCUUGUGAUAGGUUGCAGUCGAAACACAGGUGCACUAAAAGUAUAUGAAGUUACCUUCAAGCUAUAUAAUGAAUUUUGUGGUUUAGACUUGGAUACCAUCUUCAAGGUAUUAUGCAGAAACUCUAAAACCUGAAAAAGAAGCAUUUUAGUAUGAUCAGUCUGUACUAAAAAUUCUUACCUGACAGUUAUUUGCCAUUUUGGAGCUUGUGUCCUCAAGUGCAAAACAUUUCUGUGGAAAAAAAUGGUUUUAUAUUAUGAACCCCAUUCAAAUGGGGAUUUAAG